Zonotrichia albicollis (white-throated sparrow) is the source of this 740-nucleotide messenger RNA. The record is from RefSeq and is a predicted model, not a curated record. Lineage: Eukaryota; Metazoa; Chordata; Aves; Passeriformes; Passerellidae.
AUCUCACAUCUCCCCCCAGUGUGGGGCUGCAAUUCCAGUUCAGCCAAGCGCAGGAGCAGGACCUUCUCCUCCUGCAGGCUCAGCUCUGGCUCUACCUGCGAGUUCCCCGCUCCGGCCUCACCCUGAGGAUCUUCCUGGCCUCCAAAACCGGGGCUGGGGCUGGGGGCAACCGCACUCUGCUGGCGGAGAGGCGGCUGAGCACGGCGGGCAGCGCCUGGAGCUCCUUCCCCCUCCUGCCGGGGCUCCAGAGCUUCUUCUCCGCGCACAGCCGGACCCUGCGGCUGGAGCUGGACGGCAGCGAUGGCACGGCCCAGCUCAAUGCCAGCUGGUCCCACCAGCCCUUCCUGGUGGCCAAGGUGAAGGUGAGGGAGCCCGGGCACCGCGUGGCCAAGCGCAGCCUCCGCUGCAGCCAGAAUUCCAACCUGUGCUGCCGCAAGGAUUUCUACGUGGAUUUCCGCGACAUCGGUUGGAACGAUUGGAUCAUCAAGCCCGAGGGCUACCAGAUCAAUUACUGCGUGGGCCAGUGCCCUCUGCACGUGGCUGGCAGCCCUGGCAUGGCCUCUUCCUUCCACACAGCCGUCUUCAACCUGGUCAAAGCCAACAAUGUCCAGGCCUCGGGGCAUUCCUGCUGCGUGCCCACGCGGCGCCGCCCGCUCUCCGUGCUCUACUUCGACCGCAACAGCAACAUCGUCAAGACUGACAUCCCCGACAUGAUCGUGGAUGCUUGUGGCUGUAGUUAG